Striga asiatica is the source of this 1305-nucleotide messenger RNA. NCBI's taxonomy places the organism in Eukaryota, Viridiplantae, Streptophyta, Magnoliopsida, Lamiales, Orobanchaceae. The record is from the annotation of a GenBank genome assembly.
AUGGCUUCCAACGCAGAACCAUUCGCCGCCGCCACUUCACGGCUUCAAAAGUCCACCGUUGAUUCGGCCGUGAGUGCCCUUCUGAAAUUCAAAGCCGCCGCCCAAUCAUCCUCCGACAAGCUGCAGCUUCUGCCGGAAGAUGAUUACAUCUAUCUUAACCUAACCCUAAAAAAAAUCCCGUCAAACCCUCGCACGAGCCCCUUCAGAAUCCCCCUCCCUCACCCCAUCCUUGACGCCACUUCACAGGUCUGCCUGAUAAUCGACGACAGGCCCAAAUCGCCCACACCUCCUUCGGACCAAAUCAAGAAGCUAAUCAAAUCCCAGGGCAUAACCAUUUCGAAAGUCAUUAGGGUUUCGAAGCUCAAGUCGAACUACAAGCCCUAUGAAGCCAAGAGAAAGCUUUGCGACAGUUACGACUUGUUCUUGGUGGACAAGAGGGUGGUCCAUUUGCUACCCAAGCUGAUUGGAAAGAAGUUUUUCAAGAAAAAGAAGCUGCCACUCGGGGUGGACAUGGGCAUGAAGAAUCUGAAAUUGCAGGUGGAGAGGGCUUUAGGGAGUUCCCUUUUGUAUCUGAGGACUGGGACUUGUUGCGUGAUGAAGGUCGGCAAGGUGGCUAUGGAGAAUGACGAGAUUGCGGAGAACGUGUUGGAUGCAGUUGAAGGUGCUGUUCAGAGGGUGCCGAAAAAGUGGGAUGGUGUGAGGAGUUUGCACUUGAAGUUCUCAGAUUCGGUGGCCCUGCCCAUCUACCAGGUCAUGCCUGAUGUGAAACUAAAAAUCGAGGGUUUGAAGGAGAGUGUUAAAGAGGGUGAGCAUGCUAAAGACGGCGAGAAUGUGGGUGUGACUAUGGAAAUAAGUGGGAAGGAGGGCAAAGUUGGGAAGAAAAAGAAGAAGGGUAGAAUUCAUGAGGUUCAUUAUAUGGAUGUUGGUGAGGAUAUGGAGAGUGAUGAUGGUGUCGAUGGAAAUGAUCUUGUGAGGAGUGGGGUUUAUGGUGGGGAAGGAAAUUUGAUGGACGAAAAUGAUGAUGGCGAGGGUGAUACGUAUGAUGAUAAGAAGAUUGAGGUGGAUGAGGAUUUAAGUGAUGAUAAUGAAACUUUGGGGAUGGAAAUAAGUAAAAGUAAAUCUCUGAAAGAAAAUUCGGUGAAGAAAAAGGUAAAAGCUGAGAAGAGCAGAAGUGGGAAACCGAAGAAAGAUGAACUGUCUGUUGGAAAGAAGAAGAAGAAAAUGAGUCAGCUUGGGAAAAAGUCGGGUCAGGAGAUUGCCAAGGUGAAGGAUGUGAAACACAAGAAAAAGCUGUCCUCAAAGUGA